Molecule: messenger RNA, 2046 nt
Organism: Hevea brasiliensis (rubber tree)
Lineage: Eukaryota; Viridiplantae; Streptophyta; Magnoliopsida; Malpighiales; Euphorbiaceae
Product: protein SLOW WALKER 1
Exons: 2
Coding region: 78-1682 (534 amino acids)
Biological process (GO): positive regulation of transcription by RNA polymerase I; rRNA processing
Cellular component (GO): nucleolus
Molecular function (GO): protein binding
Source: RefSeq, a predicted model, not a curated record
CAUUUGUUGCUUGUGGAGUCUGCUAAACCCUAACACAACACAGGCUUAAGCUGUCUGGCUUUGCUUCACCGUCUUCCAUGGCAGACCAACACCAACAAAACACCACCAUCUCCAAAGCCUUCCCUGUAAAACCCAAGCUAAAACCCAAACCCAGAACCCCAUCAAAAUCCCCAGAAUCCAAAUACUGGUCCUCCUUCAAGUCCCAUCAAAUCCAGAACCUAAUUUCUUCAAUACCUUCUAUCGCCUUCUCUCCUGUACCCUCUUCUCAUCUCUUCGCCGCCGCCAAUUCUGCCUCCCUCACUUUCUUCUCCUCUCAAACCUUUUCUCCUACCUCCUCCAUCUCCUCCUUCUCUGACGUCGUUUCUUCCUGCUCCUUCCGCUCAGAUGGAUCCCUUAUUGCCGCCUCUGAUCUCUCCGGUCUUGUACAGGUGUUUGAUGUCAAAACCCGGACCCCACUUCGUCGCCUCCGCUCUCAUACUCGUCCUGCCCGGUUCGUUAAGUAUCCUGUUCACGACAAGCUACAUUUGGUGUCUGGUGGCGAUGAUACGGUUGUUAAGUAUUGGGAUGUUGCUGGGGAGAGUGUGGUUUUGGACUUGCUGGGUCAUAAGGAUUAUGUGAGGUGUGGAGAUUGUUCUCCAGUCAAUGCAGAGAUGUUUGUUACUGGGUCUUAUGAUCACACCGUGAAGUUGUGGGAUGUGAGAGUAGAGAGUAAAAAAUCAGUGAUAGAAGUGAACCAUGGGAAGCCUAUUGAGGACGUGAUGUUUUUGCCUUCUGGUGGAAUGAUUGCUACUGCAGGAGGCAACACUGUGAAGAUAUGGGAUUUGAUUGGGGGAGGAAAGAUGGUGCAUUCCUUGGAGAGUCAUAACAAGACUGUUACAUCCAUUUGUGUGGGGAAAAUAAUGGGGCAAGAGAAUGGAGAGGAGACAAUUCAGUAUAGGAUUAUGAGUGUGGGUUUGGAUGGAUAUAUGAAAGUGUUUGAUUAUGCCAAAAUGAAGGUUACUCAUUCAAUGAGGUUUCCUGCUCCGCUUAUGUCAGUUGGGGUUUCGCAGGAUUGUAUGGCAAGAGCAAUUGGAACAUCCAAUGGGAUUAUAUUUGGUGGGAAGAGGAAGAUGAAGGAAAAUGAGGAAAAGAGUGAAUUACGGGAUUUCUUGGGGCUAGGGAGUGUGGAGGAGCCGCAGAGGCGGAUUCUGAGGCCUACCUAUUUUAGGUACUUUCACAGGAGUCAGGGAGAGAAACCAAAUGAGGGUGAUUAUUUGAUAAUGAGACCAAAGAAGGUGAAAUUUGCAGAGCAUGAUAAAUUGUUGAAGAAGUUCAGGCAUAAGGAAGCUUUGGUUUCAGCAUUAACCGGGAAGAAUCCAGAGAAUGUGGUAGCUGUAAUGGAGGAACUGGUUGCAAGGAGGAAGUUGCUGAAAUGUGUAUCGAAUUUAGACGAGGAAGAGCUUGGAUUGCUGUUGGGAUUCUUACAUAAGUACUCAACUAUGCCAAGACAUUCUGGGUUGCUAAUGGGGUUAACAAGAAAGGUACUUGAGAUGCGAGCUGAUGAUAUUAGAGGUUCUGAUGCACUGAAGGGUCAUAUCAGAAAUCUCAAGCGCUCAGUUGAGGAGGAGAUCAGAAUACAAGAGUCACUGCAGGAGAUACAGGGCAUAAUUUCGCCAUUACUAAGGAUUGCUGGGAGAAGAUAAAGAUGGUAUCUUGCUUUUGUUUUGUAAGGUUUACAUCGUGGAAAAAAAAAAAACACUUUCUAUGUAAUUGUUGUUGGCCAAGAUGUUUCUAUAUGAGAGUUACUGUUGGAAAACUGUUACUUAAAGAAUGGAGAGGAGCUGAUUUGAGCAAUGUAGUUGUAUUUACUAUCCUCACCUUCAGUUUCUUUGAUUCUUACUUUAGAUAUGCUUGUUUCAGCGAUUGUGGUUAGCAGUGGCCAUUAUGAACAUUGGUCCGACCUCAGUUGUGUCAAUUACGGGUAACUAGCUGUGUUAUUCAUGUGACAGUGAAAGGAAAAUAUGUCAUUUAUGUGACAAUGAAAAGGAAAAUAUGUUAUUCAUGCAA